AUGUCGCCAGGCCCCGGGAAUACAUAUCAAAAUCCGGCAAAUAACGCCAAAUCAAUCGAUGAUAUUUUGCCAAGCGGCAGCAGCAGCUGUGAUAUUCUCAGCACUCAUAUUGCUGCCCGAAUUUUCCACUUGCUGAUUACCAUGACAGACAGCAUUUACGAACGCUUUGGGGAAGAGCUGAAUUUGGUUUCACUAUGCGAACUUAUACAAAGUUUGGUGGCAGCAAGCGAAAGUCGUUUACAGUAUUCAAGUUCACAGCCCUCCAGUUCUCUGGUCGAUCCAACAGCGCUUCUUCGUCGAAUAACAACAAUACUUGUUACUCUGUCAAAAAGACCCCUGAUACAUGCGAUGAAAAUUUGGCCAAAAGUCACUCCUCAUAUUGUUCAGGUCGUUUUUUAG
This is a messenger RNA of Gongylonema pulchrum, 399 nucleotides long. The record is from the annotation of a GenBank genome assembly. Lineage: Eukaryota; Metazoa; Nematoda; Chromadorea; Rhabditida; Gongylonematidae.